GCCAUUUGCUCCUCUCCCAACUUCCGUGGUCGUGCUGCUGAAUCAGCCCCAAAAGGGAACCGCCUACAAACUCCUUGCCCACGGCCCGCCGGCUGGCACUGGCUUCCCCCGCCGCCCGCGACUGGAGCGCUGCGGGCACCCGGUCCGUCGAUGGCGUGCUGCUGCUUCCGCGCCGCCGCGGUGCCCCGCCUCCUCUUCCGCGCCGCCGCGCGGCCCCUCCAGUUGCCGCUCGCCGUCUCCCGAAGGGGUUUCUCGGGGCAGUCAGUCCUGCCAGUCACUGAUUCGAUCGAGAGUUUUCAAGGACCAUCAGUGGAUCAUGCCCCACGGAUUCCGUUAUAUGACGACAGCUUGCCCUCAGGUGUGUCGACCAUAUUAACGAGUCCUGGCGAGAAUGUCGCUCCUGCUGACCCUUCAAAGAGUAGAAUCAUGCUUGUUGAUGGAACCUCAGUGAUGUACAGAUCCUACUACAAGAUAUUAGCACAGCUGCAACAUGGUCAGUUGGAACAUGCUGAUGGCAAUGGGGAUUGGGUUUUAACUAUAUUCAAAGCUCUGUCACUGCUUCUUGACAUGUUGGAGUUCCUUCCCUCUCAUGUUGCGAUGGUGUUUGACCAUGAUGGAGUCCCAUAUGGUCGUUACACUGCCAUGCCAUCCAAAGAAUGUCACAUGGCAAAAGGAAUGACUUUUCGACAUAUGUUAUAUCCUGCUUAUAAGAGCAAUCGCACCUCAACACCAGACACCAUUGUUCAGGGCAUGCAAUACUUGAAGGCAUCUAUCAAAGCAAUGUCAAUUAAAGUAAUCGAGGUUCCAGGUGUUGAAGCUGAUGAUGCUAUUGGUACACUAGCUGUCAACAGUGUGUCUGCAGGCUACAAGGUCCGUGUUGUCUCUCCUGAUAAAGAUUUCUUCCAAAUUUUAUCACCUUCUCUACGUUUGCUGAGGAUUUCUCCACGUGGUUCUGGGAUGGUUUCAUUUGGAGUCGAAGAUUUUGUGAAGAGAUAUGGAGCAUUAAAGCCAUCACAGUUUGUUGAUGUUGUUGCACUUUCAGGCGACAAAGCUGAUAAUAUACCAGGAGUUGAAGGGAUUGGAGAUGUUAAUGCAGUAAAACUGAUAACUAAGUUUGGUUCGUUGGAGAACUUAUUGAGAUCAGUGGAUGAAGUCGAGGACCAGCGAAUCAAACAGGCUUUGAUCUCUCAAUCGGAACAGGCAUUACUCUGCAAAAGCCUGGCCAUAUUACGUUGUGACCUUCCAUCGUACAUGGUUCCUUUUAAGACCCCCGACCUCGUAUUCCAGAAGCCAAAGGAUGAUGGAGCCAAAUUCAUAAAUCUGUUGCGAGCUUUGGAAGCGUAUGCAGAAGGAUCGUCGGCAGACCAAAUCAUCAGAAGAGCUUUGUAUCUUUGGGACAAACUUGAGUCAUGAUGAUGCCAGAUUUUUUCAGUAGUGACUUACAAGAAUGUUCGCAUAAUUGCGCGGGAAGAUAGGUGACCAAAACAGCACGAUCGUCUAGCUCCUGCAUAGGGAGCACUCAGCCAUACCCAAGGAGAAAACGUCUUGUUGCUGGCUGCCGCAUUUUGCGUUUUGCUGAAGCACGCAAGGAAAAUUCGACGGUGGUUUCUUAGACAAAUUGUUCAUACACUAAUCAUAGGUGGUAGCUUGAGCUUUGUAGAUAAAGCACAGCAUGGGUAUUUUUUGUACUUGUAACUAAGGGUAGAGAGAUGCAAGGUGGCUUGAUUAGUUCGUCGAUCGAUCUUGUGCAAGUUUGGCCAUUUUUCUUUGUUCUCAA
Triticum dicoccoides is the source of this 1777-nucleotide messenger RNA. Its product is annotated as DNA polymerase I-like. The transcript has 15 exons. Bases 151 to 1413 code for a protein of 420 amino acids. Gene Ontology annotation, molecular function: DNA binding; 5'-flap endonuclease activity; 5'-3' exonuclease activity. Gene Ontology annotation, biological process: DNA replication, Okazaki fragment processing. NCBI's taxonomy places the organism in Eukaryota, Viridiplantae, Streptophyta, Magnoliopsida, Poales, Poaceae. The record is from RefSeq and is a predicted model, not a curated record.